This is a messenger RNA of Chlamydomonas reinhardtii, 1943 nucleotides long. RefSeq lists its product as uncharacterized. NCBI's taxonomy places the organism in Eukaryota, Viridiplantae, Chlorophyta, Chlorophyceae, Chlamydomonadales, Chlamydomonadaceae. The record is from RefSeq and is a predicted model, not a curated record. The transcript has a single exon. Bases 84 to 377 code for a protein of 97 amino acids.
UCACACGAGCGCAUAACUACAUAAUAAACUCAUUUUUGGCGCUUAAAACUCAAUAGCGUUCCGACUCACGUCUCGCGGCCAAAAUGGUCGAGGUUAUCCGGCCAGCGACUGCGCAAAGACUGUUUGGAUUCGGUGCAGGUGCACUCGUGGUGUCAUUCGUCUACUUUUCGACGCAUCGGCAGGUUUGGCGACAAACUUCGGAAGUGGCGCAGCAAUAUGGGGCUGCUCCCCCAGCGGAGACUAUCAAGUCCGCUGCUGAUGACGAGCAGCCUCUCUUUGGGCCCAAGCUCCGUGCGACCGUGACGCGGAAAUGGAAUCAGGGCGUGGAUGCAACCCUGGGAGCGCUGGCGACGGAGCUGGCUAAGCGGGGGCUUUGAUGAAGGCGAUAUUCUUCAUGUCAAAUCGCGGGGAGUUGCGGCGGCCAAAGGCCGGGGACCCCCUGCACGCCGCGUGCACAGCCGCUGGCUCACGUCAUACAUACAUCACAGUGGUCAGCACUAGUUACGCAGGGGAGCAAGGCAGAUGGGAGCAGGGGUAUGGGUCUCAGAGGACCAGGGGUUUGGGCCGCAGUGCUGGUGGCUCCCAGUGCCGCGCCUUAUAUGUACAGGUUGACGGCAUCGGAAGUGAGUGCGUUGUUAUCCGAGUUGGUUAGCAAAACCCCCAAAUGAGUCGGUAAGCAAAACCCCUCACGAAGGAAGAUAGUGCGUAUGACUCUACGGUAGUCACAUGCUGUAGGAUGUUCAGGUGGAGCCUUUGAUGGGGAUUGGCAGUACCGUACACUGCCAAUGCAGCGGUGGUAACGCUUGUGGAGCGGCGGCGGUGUCAGUGGCAUUGCAGGAGUCAGGAGGGAUACGAACCACGUUGGUAAGCCUGCAAUAGGGGCGCUUGACUUGCUACGCACUAGGCUUAUUCGACAUUGGAUUGUGAUGUACGAAAGACACGUAUUGGCACGGCUACGUAUGGUGUGCAUGUCGGCGUCUCCCCUCUUUGAGCAGCCACAUGCAUGUGGCUCGUCGAUGUUGUGUGUCCGGCCAAUGAUCAACUUUGUGAAGUGUCAACAAGAGAGUGCUUGAGGACAUCAGUAAGUGCCCCGCAAAUCGGCGACUGUCAAGUUGAGCUAUUGGUUAAAGUGUGUGUGUGUGUGUGUGUGUGUGUGUGUGUGUGUGUGUGUGUGUGUGUGUGUGUGUGUGUGUGAUCAAACAUUGGUAUGCGAUCUGCAGCACCAUGUAAAACUUUUGAAGUCACCGAAGUACCGCCCAAGGGUACCGACGUUGUUGAACUGGCUGUCAACCAGGUCCAAGCUGUUGACCCAUAGCCCCGCCCUUAAUAUUACCAGCCGGCAAGCUUACCGCUGUAACCAAGCGGGUGCUAGAGGAAUGGUAUGGAAUUUUGGUAGCCCGGGGGUUUAUGGCACGGUUUCACAACAUCACGUUAUAACCGGGUAGAUGAACCGUCGGUAAAGAUAACGACAGGGUUCACGGAAUACCGUUAUCAACCGAUCGGUGCCACGACACUUAUGACAGUUGAGCCAUGUUGAGUGGUCACCCCCUUAGAAGCGGUGGCAGGCUGGUGCCUUUCCCGGCAGAUGGGCGAUCCACCUGCCACUCGUUAGCACGUGCUGCAUGUCCCCUCAUAGCCUGGCGGCCGCAUAGUCAACCUGCUGUUCGUGGUGUACGGCAACCGGCAAGACUCAGGAAGUGAGGGCGCCUCUGGUGGGACUACACAACUUGAAGCUGCGGCUACUGGUAGUAAUGUGGCUGUCAGGGGCGGGAGUGGCAGUGAGUGGGCAACCCAGGGCCACCAAACCCAAGUGGUACCAAGGCCGUUGCUACAUAUAGAUUAUAGAGUAAGUCACACCCGCAGGUGUCAAGCGCACUUAGCAGGGGAGCUUGCACAGUGUGGACAUGUGACGUGCCGUCGGGAACGUGUAAGGGGCAAAGUAG